UCGUCGCGUUGAAAGCUAUACUAUCGGGUCGCACUCAAAUAUUUACGUUUCGGUUUCCGUCAGACUUUGGAAAUUACACUUGGAAAGUCGGAAAAUCUGUUCCACUUAAUUACUAUAUCCGGUUUAGAGAAUGGUUAAAGAAAUUCGUCAUCUAAAGACAGGUGACCCGGAACCAACUUUUCCCAGCGAUGGCAAACUUCAAUUGCUUUCAAUGCGCUUCUGCCCAUACGCACAGCGAACACACAUUAUUCUAGAAGCGAAACGAAUUCCAUAUCACACAUAUAACAUUGACUUGACCAACAAACCGGAAUGGUUAACCAAAUAUAGUCUACUCGGUAAAGUACCAGCUCUGGGUGUACCUACUGAACGCGGACUAUCAUUCAUCCACGAAUCAAUGGUUAUUGCCGAUUAUCUGGACGAAAAAUAUCCGGAAAAAUUGCUGUAUCCCAAAGAUCCAUUUGCAAAGGCGGUAGAUCGAUUGUUGAUUGAACGUUUUAGCAUUGUGUCGAAUGCUUUUUAUAAGAUUGGAGUUAGGGGUGACAUCGAUGGGAAAGUUGAAUUAUCGAACGGAUUGGACGAGUUUGAAACUGAAUUGAAGAAACGUGGUACAUCGUUCUUUGGUGGUAAAGAGCCUGGUAUGUUGGAUUAUAUGAUUUGGCCGUGGAUGGAACGUCUUGUCCUGUUGAAAUAUGGUAAAGAUAUUCAGUAUGAAAUUGAUGAGGAAAGGUUUGCUGCUCUGAUUGAGUGGAGUAGAAAAAUGAUUGAUGACUAUGCCGUCAAGGUUCACUACAUCACGGCUGAUAUACAUCGUCAAUUUGUGGACGGAUUUAAGUCUAAAAACAUCGAUUACGACAUACUACUCACGUAAUACUUAGAAAUGAUUGUUAUUUGUUGAAGAUAGAAGCAGAUUAAAAUUUGGUUCUCCUUUUUCCAGUAAAUCAAAAAUGUAGUGCGAGAUUUUUCUAAUUCUUUGAAAUGCUCCGUUACGACAAUAAAGAAGGAAAAAACUGGAA
Molecule: messenger RNA, 1013 nt
Organism: Bradysia coprophila
Lineage: Eukaryota; Metazoa; Arthropoda; Insecta; Diptera; Sciaridae
Product: pyrimidodiazepine synthase-like
Biological process (GO): glutathione metabolic process
Cellular component (GO): cytoplasm
Molecular function (GO): glutathione transferase activity; glutathione dehydrogenase (ascorbate) activity
Source: RefSeq, a predicted model, not a curated record